AUGUCCGGAGGUCUGGUGCGCGCAGACGAUUUGGACGCCGAGCUCGCGGUUCACAAGGAGCCGUACCUGCUGGAGAACUGGCUGGCAUAUAUAGAGCACAAGAGGGGCUCUCCAGAAGCAGAGGUCAUGCAGAUUUACCGACGCGCACUCAGACGCUUGCCUCAGUCAUUCAAGCUCUGGACGGGCUAUCUCGAGCUGUCCCACACGCUGGCUGGCAAGGGAGAUGCAGGGUUUUUGGUCAAAGCGUACGAGCAGUGCUUGGCGAAUCUGAGCGAGUUUCCUGGUCUCUGGGAAAGGUUUCUCGUAUUUCUCGUAGAGAACCUUGAUCAACUGGAUAUCUCCUACGUGCGUCGACGGUUCAACGAGGCAUUGCAGAGUUUGAGCAUUUCACAGCAUUUUGGCAUAUGGAGGCUGUUUAUCCGUUUUGCUGACAUGGUUGGCGGACGCACCAGUUUUGCAGUGUACAGGCGGUAUUUUGAUUUUCGAGCGAAGCUUGUGGACUAUGGCGAUCUGUUUGCAGACCUUCCUGAUUUGGACACAGUUAUAAACAAGCUUGUGCUGCACACGGACUCGGAAGACCAGUUUGCGAAGCUCGGGCCGGUUUUCGAGACAAUAGCCCAGAAUACCGGUCUUUUGAUGGAGCUCUCGAUUUCAGAGUUCAGCCUGUACAGCACGUAUUUCGACCUGGUUCUGCAAUUCGGAGACGAAAAGAACGCAAGAAAAAUGUACCGCCAUCUUGCCGACAAGUUCGCCGACCAGCGGUGCGUGCUUUCCAUAAAACUGGCAGCCUACUUCGAAAAGAGCAGCAGGUAUCUGGAGGCAGAAGAUGUUUUUGAAAAGGAGCUAAAAAGAGUGGACAACCUGCAUGAUUUCCAGUUGAUUUUCGAGGCCUACGCAGAAAUGGAAGACAGACGAAUGACCUCCCUGUCGCAAAGACUCGACGACGACACUGUGCGCGAGUUGGACGUCCUGAUGGACAGGUUCGAGGAUCUGCUGGCCAGGAGAAAAUUCCUGGUCAGCGACACGGCACUCCGCCAAAACCCCGACAACGUGCACGAGUGGCUGAGCAGAAUUGAGCUGUUCCGCAACAAAAACGAUAUUGCAGACUGCUACGCUCAGGCAGCCGAAACCGUCCGGCCGCAAAAAGUGCAGCAGCCAGGACUUUUUUCUAAGCUCUGGAUCCAGUACGCAAAGUUCUUUGCGGAAAACGGCGACGCCACGACGGCAAGAAAAAUCUUCCAGACAUCCACGAAGGUGCCUUUCCGCCAAAUUGACGACCUGGUCGACGUCUGGCUGGCGUGGGCAGAGUGGGAGCUGGCAAAAGACCGCGAACGGGCCGUGAAGGUGCUCGAAAAAGCGCUCGAGACGCCGAAGUACGACGGGACAAUUCACUACCGGGACGAGGACCUUAGUCCGCAGAUGCGCAUUCACAAGUCCACGAGACUCUGGCAAUAUUAUCUGGACUUGAUAAGGAGCUCCAAAAAUUUGGAAGCCACCCGCAAGGCGUACGACAGAAUGAUCGACGUCAAGGUCGCCACCGCGCAGUCGAUUCUGGACUAUGCAGGAUUCCUAGAAGACAAAAAGCUCUAUGAAGACGCGUUCAGGGUCUACGAACGCGGAGUGCUGCUUUUUCGCUACCCAGUGGUGUACGAGAUAUGGACUGUCUACCUUGACAAAAUUCUGCAUUACCAGCACCAGCUCUCUAUCGGCGUCGAAAGAAUUCGCGACCUGUUUGAGGACGCACUGCAAAACUGUCCUCCGGACCUGUCCAAGCCAAUUUUCCUGCUGUAUGCCCAGUUCGAGGAGACCAGGGGCUCGAAACUGCAAGCUCUCAAGGUGUACCGCCGGGCCAUCGAACACAUCCCAGCAAGCGCCGAGAAAGUGGAGCUGUACAGCCUCCUUGCAGCCAAAACAGCCCAGUUCAAGAACCUCGAGAGCGCCAGAGACGUCUACCACGGCGCGCUGGAGUCCGUGUCGGUCAACGCUCCGGGCUUCCUCGACGUGCUGGUGCAAGGGUUUAUAGAGCUGGAGCUGCGGCUGGGCCAGUACCGGCGGUGUCGCGAGAUAUACCGGUACGCAGCGCGGCUCCUAGUGCAGUUUGCGAAGCGCGACCAGGACGUGGAGCGCGUGUGGGGUCUGUGGAAGCAGUUCGAGGUGGACAACGGCUCGGAGGAGAGCUACAAGGAGCUGCUACGGUUCAAGAGGCAUCUGGAGAACACUGUGGUGAACGUGCGCGCCCAGACGACAGAUUCGAUCGGAUUUGUGCACAAGGAGACCCGCGGGGCCAUGGACGCUGGCGCGACGCGAAACAGCGCCGAGAUAGCGUUGGAUAUAGACGAAAUGGAAUAA
Molecule: messenger RNA, 2349 nt
Organism: Ogataea haglerorum
Lineage: Eukaryota; Fungi; Ascomycota; Pichiomycetes; Pichiales; Pichiaceae
Exons: 1
Coding region: 1-2349 (782 amino acids)
Biological process (GO): generation of catalytic spliceosome for first transesterification step; mRNA splicing, via spliceosome
Cellular component (GO): U2-type catalytic step 2 spliceosome; post-mRNA release spliceosomal complex; Prp19 complex
Molecular function (GO): protein binding
Source: RefSeq, a predicted model, not a curated record